Pedinophyceae sp. YPF-701 is the source of this 1569-nucleotide messenger RNA. NCBI's taxonomy places the organism in Eukaryota, Viridiplantae, Chlorophyta, Pedinophyceae. The record is from the annotation of a GenBank genome assembly.
AUGGAGACUCCAGGCGAAUAUAUAAAGCUCCAGCCAAAGCGGUACCCCGCGCGUGCGAUCCGCGAGACCGCAGAGGGGCGGUACUGGCGGAAAUUCGCGACGCCCGUGGUGCACAAGGAGUUCGGAGCGGUCUCGGACAUCGACUUCUGUCCCCAGGCCCCGCACCUGUUCGCCGUCACCGCCGGCGUGCGCGUGCUGGUGUACUCCCCACGCACCGCAGCCCCCGUUCGGCAGUUCACGCGCUUCCAGGACACGGCGUACAGUGGCAAAUUCCGCGAUGACGGCAAGCUCCUCGUCGCGGGCGGCGAGCAGGGCGUCGUGCAGCUCAUGGACGCGGCGUCCCGCUCCGUCCUGCGGCAAUUCAAGGGCCACCGCCGCGCGGUGCACUGCACGCGGUUCUCGCCCGACCGCCUCAAGGUGCUAUCGGCGAGCGACGACGUGACGGUGCGGCUGUGGGACAUCACCGAGGGCGCGCAGGUGUGCCGGCUCGACGGGCACGGCGACUACGUGCGCGCGGCGGAGGUGCGGCCUGGCGACGACAGUAUGUGGGCCUCGGGCGCGUACGACCACACCGUCCGCCUGUGGGACGUGCGCAGCCGGGAGUGCACGCUGAACGUCGACCACGGGGCCCCCGUCGAGGCGCUCGCGUGGCUCCCCGGCGGCGCGAUCCUCGCGUCCGCGGGCGGCAACGCGGUGUGUUUGUGGGACGUCCUCGGCGGCGGACGCUUGCUCAAACGCCUCGCCAACCACCAGAAGACGGUCUCCUCGCUCUGUCUGGUGCCCGGCGCGGGUCCGGACAGCAACACGGGCCCGCGGCUGCUCUCCGGCAGCCUGGACGGCCACGUCAAGGUGUUCGAGCUCGACACUUUCAAAGUGACCCAUGCCAUGAGGUUCCCCGCACCCGUGACGGCGGUCGGCGCGGCGCCGGGCGCGUCGACGCUCGCGGUCGGGAUGGCGGACGGGACGCUGUGCAUCAAGCCGCGCAUCAGGGUGCCGAAGCCCGGCGAGCUGCCGCCCGCGGCGCCGCGCGGACGCAGCGCGCCGCCGGAGCGGCCCGGGGGCGCUCAGCGCCUGACGGCGGGGAAUUUUCGCUUCUUCAUUCGCGGGCAGAGCGAGAAGGCCGGCGAGGACGACUUCCGCGUCGCGGCGCAGCGCCGCGCGCGGCUGUCGUCCUUCGACCGCCUUCUGCGGCGGUUCCGGCAUCGCGAGGCGCUGACGGCGGCGCUGCAGGGCGGGCGGCCGGAGACGGUGGCCGCGGUGCUGGACGAGCUCUCCCGCCGCGGGGCGCUCGGCGCCGCGAUCGCCGGGCGCGACGCGGACGCGCUGCUUCCGCUCGUCAACUUUUUGGCGCGCCACGUGGCGGACCCGCGGCACACGCGGACGCUGGGGCAGGUGGCGGCGCGGGUGCUCGAGGUGUACGCGCCCGUGCUGGGGCAGAGCGCGGAGGUGGACGCGGCGGUGCGGAAGCUGAGGGAGGGGGUGCUGCGGGAGGUGCGCGUGCAGGAGGACCUGUGCGUGGUGCAGGGGAUCCUGGAGCCGCUGCUGGCGGCGUCGGCGGCGCAGGGGUGA